AUCACAGGCAACUGGGAGGGUGGCAUCGUCAACCCCCUACCUCGCAGCAUUGCAUCGGCAACGCGGACCUCCGGCUCUCCAAGUGGACGGCUCAUCUAUCUGAAGGCGAGAUGCACCCUGAGAUGAUGGGCGUUUAGGUGCGCGGGUACGCUACCGGACGGUAGCACCGAGAGAUCUAAGAGAUCCCAGAAUCCCAUCCUCAGAUUCCUUGCUGGCAUAUCCGGCGCUGUGCCAAUGGCGGUUAGCCGCCCUAUGGAUGGGAGUUGAAAGCUUGAGUUUGAAAUCCGUCAGAGAGAUAACCUUCCAUCCGUCUCAACCGAACCGUUGAGCUGUUCGUUUCUUUUCUUCUUUUCGUCUUUCCAAGUUCACUUUAGCGCGGGUCAUAUCCUUCCGCCAGCAAGCCUUCCCCAGCGCCCCUUCGUUCUGUUUUGCUACAUCUAGACACCAAGGACAGAGCAGUGCUCUAUAUCGAUACGGACACACAACAGCAUAUAAACUUUGCGUCAAAUUCCACAUCGGUCUACUCCCAUCUUCAAAGACUUUCACCAUCAUGUCGUCCGAAAAAUCGCCUUCCACCUCCGAGAUCUUCGAAGAUGCCUCGCGAGACAAGCAUCUGCAGAACAAGCUACGCACCGUCCGUAUUCUGGACAGCGUUCAAACAGCCAUCACUCUCUUGGGCCUCCUGAUGGGCCUUACCGUACUCGGGGUCUCGGCCAACACUCUCUCAGUUUACGAUUCCACCAAGCCUCUACCGGGGUCUUUCCUGUCCCUCUGGCCUCAGGAGUUUAACAUCCGACCAACCGUGGCCCUGGUCGCCGGCAGCGCCAUCAUCACUGUCCUCCACAUGGUUGCCUUGGUCUUUGCCAAGGUACAAUUCCUUCGCACAACCUCAACUGCCCAAGUCUCUCUAUCCUUUGCGCUCCCCUUCUUCUCCCUCGUCGCCGCUCUCAUUGCCGUCAUCUUCUUCUACUCCGUCAACGCCUCUGACUCUGUCGAUACCUUUUUGUCCUGGACCUGCCGGUGGCGUGCGGUUCCCAUGUGGACGCAGCCUAACUGGGGAACUCUGUGCAAGCAGAGCAAGGCGGGCAUCUACCUGUCCAUCCUGCUGAUCCCCGUGGAAGCUGGUGCGCUGGCGUUGAGCGGGUGGUUGCUAAAGGAGAGAAACUACGUAGAGAGAUAUGUCAAUGCCAGGAAGAGUCCUGCUCUUUCUUAGGCGGUGGUGUGUUUUGGUGACAGACGGUACUGUAAUAUUACAUGUGUUAAUCUCAUUGAUGGUCAAGGUACGGGUUGGCAUCCCUUGGCAAUGAAACGGUUACGGAUCAAGGGUUUAAUGAGCAGGGUGGGUUUUGCUGGAAAAGAGAGGCAUCGGAAACCUGUAAAUCGAUAUGAACAUGCUUAGGAACAAUCAUGACGGCUUGGAAAUCCUCAAGUGUCAACUCUGACUCGUUAAGAUCGUUGAUGAUUCACGGUACUGCAUGUGUAACGUACGGUAAUGCAUCAAUGAAGCUAUGGCAUAGAUAAUGGACACUCUUCGCACUGUGUAACUUUACCGCUUACUUGGAAAACUACGACAGUGUUGGAUCUCAC
Neurospora crassa OR74A is the source of this 1587-nucleotide messenger RNA. RefSeq lists its product as hypothetical. The transcript is spliced from 3 exons. The record is from RefSeq and is a predicted model, not a curated record. The coding region runs from base 551 to 1213 and encodes 220 amino acids. Lineage: Eukaryota; Fungi; Ascomycota; Sordariomycetes; Sordariales; Sordariaceae.